Molecule: messenger RNA, 624 nt
Organism: Heterostelium album PN500
Lineage: Eukaryota; Evosea; Eumycetozoa; Acytosteliales; Acytosteliaceae
Exons: 2
Coding region: 1-624 (207 amino acids)
Source: RefSeq, a predicted model, not a curated record
AUGGCUUGCACUGACAGAGAACAUGAACACCCUGUCAGCAAAAGGAAUCAUGGGAAAUGCCGUAACGAUCCAAAGUGUAGAAAGUGUCAUUCCGCAAGAGAGUCAAUGGAGCACAUUGUAUCCUCAUGCCACGCGAUGAAACUAUUAUGUAUAAUACCAAGACACAACAUUGUAGUGAAAGUGAUACUCAAAGAGAUGCUGAAGUUCCACAGAAUACCUUACAAGCCAGGCGCAGUCUACCAGUCUGACACCAUUGAGAUCCUACAUGAAGCCAGAAUAGAUAAUGCACUGACCAAAACCAACAAACCAGAUCUAAUCGUUAAGAACCGAACCAAUCAAAAAUCAUCGAAAUAUCAUGAAAACAACAUUGUUAAAAGAAGCCGAGAUAAGAUUGAAAAAUACCAACCACUAGCAGCCGCACUUAAGAAGAGUAACCCAGACCACAAUGUAGCAGUCAUACCUAUAAUCAUUGGUGCCUUUGAUCAUCCGAUCCUCAAUCACCGGAACAGCCAGCCUGAUCAGCCACUGGCAAGGGUUAAAACUGUAAAAUUCAUAUUAAUGUCCAAUAGAAGUCAACAUACUAAAGCAACCAACUCUGUUUUAAUUAAACACAAAUUUAAAUAA